AUGUCAGAGAGUGCCACUGUCCACUGUUUCUCCUUUGUUCGAGCUUUAGCUGUUUUGGGUAGCUCUCUGUUUCCAAUUGAGUUUAUUGCUGACUGUGGCUAUCACAUUGAUAGAGAUGAACUUGUCGAAGGAAGACAGCUGAUUGUCGUCUCCAGGCUUUGUUCUUCCAGUCUGAUCAGCAGUUUUGCGAAGGGCGUCUUCCAGUCUGAUCAGCAGUUUCCUCAAGUUGUUCAAGGGCGUCCCGCUUUCUUUUCAGUUUCUCAAGGUGUUCACAGGGCGUCCCGAUUUCUUUUCAGUUCCUCAAGGUGUCUAGAACGUCCCGCUUUCUUUUCAGUUCCUCAAGGUGUUUAG
Rodentolepis nana is the source of this 351-nucleotide messenger RNA. The record is from the annotation of a GenBank genome assembly. Lineage: Eukaryota; Metazoa; Platyhelminthes; Cestoda; Cyclophyllidea; Hymenolepididae.